Molecule: messenger RNA, 1824 nt
Organism: Drosophila serrata
Lineage: Eukaryota; Metazoa; Arthropoda; Insecta; Diptera; Drosophilidae
Gene: Ir67a
Product: Ionotropic receptor 67a
Source: RefSeq, a predicted model, not a curated record
AUGUGGCCGCUACUAGUUCCGGUUUUACUUGUGGCCAACGAAACCGGCAGUAACUGGCUGGAUGCCAUCCUGGCCAGCAUCUACAGGGAUAAGCCCUACGAUACUUUACUCCUGCUAAGACAUAGUCGUAACUGGGAUGAUAUAUCUGAAUUGGAAGGGUCUUCGCUGCCCAUCUUAAACUUUAAUGAGCAGAUGGAGAUUCCCUUAAGGAGCAGCUACAACCAGGAAAUGGUGGCCUUUGUCCAGCAAACAGGAAACCCAAAGUUUGACUCUGAUUUGUGGCAAUCUCUGGACAGAAAUCUACUGAAUAUGAGGAAAAUCAGGUUGCUGCUCUACCGAAAAUGGGAAGAACACCCAACAGAUGAGUUAGCUUACACAGCAGAGAAUCUAAGAUUUCUGGAUGUAGCAGUAAUCGGUCGAGGAAAAAGGAUAUAUCGCUUACAACCCUAUGCACCGCAACGUUGGUUGGAGGUUAAUCCCAACAAAGAUACAAUUUUUACUCCAAUUCGAAACUUCUACGGCAAAUAUAUAUUGACUAUACCCGAUCAGUUUGCUCCCCGCUCUAUAGUCUAUCGAAACCCAGAGACUGGAAAACUACAAAUGACGGGUUAUGUCUACAAGUUAAUUCUCGAAUUCACAAGAAUUCAUAACUUCACCUUGCGUUGGAUGAAGGACAUUGUGCCGGGUGAGCUACUGAAUCUCUUCCUGCUCCGGAAUAUGACCCUCAAUGGAACCAUUGAUUUGCCCAUUAGCUUGUGUGGCUUUGAGAGAUCCUCGAAGGCGGGUGUUUUUUCGGAUAUUUAUGACAUGGGAGUGUGGUUUGUGAUGGUUCCAUGUGCCCAGGAGAUACGCACCGCCGAUGUAUAUGUGGUCAUGGUUAGUGGACAAUUUCUGUUGGUCCUGCUGAUUUUCUAUUACAUCUUUACCUUCCUGGAUACCUGCUUUGGAGUUUUGCUUCUAAGGAAACGUGUGGACUGGUCCAGUUUUGUGCUGAACGAGCGCAUGAUAUCGGGAAUUAUAGGACAGUCCUUCAAUAUGAGAGCCGGGAAUACCCUAAGUUCGAAGGUCACGAAUGCUAGUCUCUUUCUGCUGGGUCUGGUGUUGAGCACACUCUAUGCUGCUCACUUAAAGACACUCCUGACCAAGCAUCCCAAGGCCAGGCAGAUCUCCAACUUUGAGGAACUGAGGGACUCUCCAGUCAGUGUAUAUUUCGAUGAAGCCGAACGCUUCUAUCUGACCACCUUUGAUCCGGAGCAACCCAUUACUACUAUACGGGAAAAGAUUAAGUUCGUAAGCACCCAGGAUUUUCAUUAUUUAAAGAGUAGCAUGAAUAGAUCCAUGUCUUUCUCAACCUUGGACAUUGAGUGGAUGAUUAUGGCCAAGCGACAGGAGUUGUACGAACAGCCUGUCUUCUGCUUCCUUCCGGAAAUGGCAAUCAGCCGAUCCAGUGUCCUGUUAUCCUUGCCCAUGCAGGCCAACUCCAUCUACGAAUAUCCUCUUAAUGAGCUUAUACAUCGCGCCCAGGAUGCAGGAUUACUGGAUUAUUGGAAACAGGAAACCCUGCGAAUGAUGGUCAGUCUGGGAAUGAUCUCCCAAAAGAAUCCCGUUCCCUAUGUGACAUUUCGGGAAUUUAAGGUUACUGAUCUCACUUGGAUUUGGUUAUUGCUGGUCAGCUUGUUAGCUUUGGCCUUCUUUGUUUUUCUCUACGAGAGAUGGGGACGACAGCCAGGAUUUGCCGCUUAUUGGCGAGUUAACGGACGCAUUAAGGGACCCGCCGACAGCAUGUUUAUGGCAAAAUCAAUACUGCAAAUGCUACAAGGAUAA